AUGGUGGUGCUAAAUCCUAACAACUGGCAUUGGGUGGACAAGAACACGCUGCCAUGGACUAAAGAGUACAUGAACGGCGCAUUUGACAAUUGGGCCAUCGAGUCUGGGGAUAACAAGUACGUGGUCAAGUCUGUGUCCUCCGUGGCUGGAGAUUCGAACGUUUCGCAGCGGAAGGGCAAGGUGAUAUGCUACUUUGACUUGCAGCUGGAGUUCGAUGUGUCGGUCGCAGCAGCAGCCGGUGAUGGAGAAGAGAUCUGUCAUGGAACAGUGAGCAUUCCUGAGUUCAUACACGACGAGUCUGACUUUGAAAUUCGGUACAGCGGCUUUGAGGAGCACGAGGCGGACGUAAGGCGGUGUUUUGCUCCGAAGCUUGUGGCUGAGUUGCUGAAGUACCAGUCUGCGUUAGUGGCGGAGCAUUCCAAGGAUGUCCAGAAUGGGCAGUAG
Messenger RNA from Eremothecium gossypii ATCC 10895, 444 nucleotides. It is a transcript of the gene HCH1, whose product is annotated as Hch1p. Lineage: Eukaryota; Fungi; Ascomycota; Saccharomycetes; Saccharomycetales; Saccharomycetaceae. Gene Ontology annotation, cellular component: cytosol. The record is from RefSeq and is marked provisional. Gene Ontology annotation, biological process: protein folding; positive regulation of ATP-dependent activity. The coding region runs from base 1 to 444 and encodes 147 amino acids. The transcript has a single exon. Gene Ontology annotation, molecular function: protein-folding chaperone binding; ATPase activator activity.